AUGGCUGAAGGUCGCCUCAAGGUGAUUAUUGCUGGCGCGGGCAUUGCGGGCUUGGCUACAGCGAUCGCGUUACGCCAGCUGCCUUAUGUCGACGUCGAACUAUACGAGCGGUACUCCGAGUUGAAAGAAAUCGGUGCGAGCAUUGCACUCAGUCCUAAUGGAAUGCGAACAUUGGAGCGGCUCGGCGUCCUUAACGCGCUUGUGGACGAUGUGGCCUACCGAGGACCAUCUGGCAUACCUAUGAUAUACAGACACUGGAAGACCAAUGAGGUAGUUACUGAAGACCACUUCUUGGAUGUCCCAAAUCGAUUGCACCAAACGGCCAGGUUCCACCGAGCACAUCUGCAUGAGGCUCUUCUGGAACAUGUCCCUCGAGAGUUGAUUCACCUGAAUAAGAAAGUCCGAAAUGCUGAAGUCGUUAGCGAUGGCGUGAUUCUCUCGUUCGAAGAUGGCACGAACGUGAAGGGAGAUCUGCUCAUUGGCGCCGAUGGCAUCAAUUCCAAAGUCCGCAAGGCCUUCAAUCAGAAAUUUGAGCUGAGUUAUACCAACCGCACAGCUUUGCGGGCGUGCUUCGAUGCAUCUCUGGUCAAGGAUAUUCCGGGUCUGUCGGAAGACUCGACUCACUGGUGGGGACCCAACAAGCAGUUCUUCGCUUCGAGGUUGGGCAGAAAUCAGUUCACCGCUGUUGGACAAUAUGAUCCCAAGGAUGUUCCGAUCAGCUCGAAGAACCCAGCAGACAAUGCCAUCAACACCUGGAACGAUGAGGGCUCUAUCGAGCUCUUCCGCGAGCUUUUUGGCGACUGGAACCCAAUCGUCAAGGCUAUCACUCAGGCGACACCAGCCGUUCGACGCUACCCCAAUUACGCAGGCCAGCAUCUACCGACUUGGGUUUUUGGGUCUCGAGUGACGCUGGUCGGCGAUGCUGCCCAUGCGCAUGGCGGCGCACACGCGACAGGAGGCUCCUUGGCUCUCGAUGACUCGUACGCGCUGUACCUCGCGCUAGCGCACACACUGCCUGAUUUACAGCACAUCAAGCCGUCCGGUGUGCAGCUUAAAAGGGCGUUGGACCUGUAUGAAGCAACACGGCGACCGCAUACUGAUAGGCUGCUAAGGGGCGUAUUAGCAAGCAAAGAUGCACCGCCCGCGCGUAAUGACGAGGAAGUACGUGCGAGGAUGCUGGGAAGGGCCAGCACACUGUGGCUCACAGAGCACGACGUUGUCAAGAGAUUCGAGGAGACGCGCGUUUCCCCACACUUUUCGUCGACGGAAGCAAUCUUGUCAACCGGCGCUCUACAGCUCAUUACUCUGAAGACAGCACACCUUUACCAACUACUUUGCCUGCCAGAGCCUCUCGCGGAUCAGCGCAGCAUCUCUAGGAACAGUUUGGCAGCUCUACAUCCGCAUCAUUUGCACUGCUCCCGGUUCCCCGGCACACGUCGACCCCACAAGCUUCCACGCAUCCUACAGCACACCAACCACCACCCCGCCAGGGCCAGUCAUCCCUUCAUCUACCACACACCACAACAGAUGUCCUCAAUACCCACCCCGACCCCUAAGCCCCUCUCUUCGGGCCGCAAGCUCUUCCUCGUCUCGCUGGUCGUCGCGCCCGUGAUCAGCUACAUCGCACUCAAGCGCCAGAGAUUACAGCGAUUGGAGGAGAAGAGGAUGAUCGAGGAGGAAGGGCGGCGGAACUGGAUUUUGGCGGCGCAACAGCAGGGUCAGAAUGGUGGGAUAUCAGCGAAGGACAAGAGUGUUGCGGUUGGGAGGAGUGGCGGGGGCGUGUGA
Cyphellophora attinorum is the source of this 1785-nucleotide messenger RNA. RefSeq names its product Salicylate hydroxylase. The record is from RefSeq and is a predicted model, not a curated record. Lineage: Eukaryota; Fungi; Ascomycota; Eurotiomycetes; Chaetothyriales; Cyphellophoraceae. Bases 1 to 1785 code for a protein of 594 amino acids. The transcript has 3 exons. Gene Ontology annotation, molecular function: monooxygenase activity; FAD binding.